Neurospora tetraspora is the source of this 1728-nucleotide messenger RNA. RefSeq lists its product as uncharacterized. NCBI's taxonomy places the organism in Eukaryota, Fungi, Ascomycota, Sordariomycetes, Sordariales, Sordariaceae. The coding region runs from base 1 to 1728 and encodes 575 amino acids. The record is from RefSeq and is a predicted model, not a curated record. The transcript has 4 exons.
AUGCGGUUACCGAGCGCUGUCGUUUUGUUCACCAUUGCGCCCUAUGGGGUGACUGCUUUUCAGUCAAGGAACGAGUCCGACAUUCUCGCUGUCUAUCCAAGCUGUGCUCAAAACUGCAUCCAAGUCCACCUCCUCGAAGAUUCCUGCAUCGAAUCCAGCAAUGACUGGGCGUGCCUCUGCACCAACCAAGCAAACCACACACUGUCCUCGUCCUUCAAUCACUGUCUCUCCCAAUUCUGUUCCGUCCGGCAAACCCUCACAACCCAGAACAUCACAACCAUCAACUGCCACCUCCACACUCGUGACCGCUCCGCCCUCCUGCUCCGUGAAAACAUCGCCCUCUUAGUCUCCACCCUUCUGCUGACCACCUUGCGAACUUUAUACAAACUCUUUGUCCCCUAUCCCGCCCACCCCAACCACAGCUCCUCGCACGGCUUUUCACGACCGCCUUCCCAGUAUCUGCCUAUAUCGCAGCGCCUACACGCGGACGACUACGCUUUGAUACAGAUCACCGCUCUCGGCCUGCCCAACCUGUUGCUCGCCAUCUUUCGGCUCCAUCCCUUGGGAGUAGGCCAGGAUGCGUGGACGUUGCCUUUGGACAAUAUCGCCAAAACGGUGAGGUAUGGGUACGGGAUGGGUAUCAUUUACUUUUUACAAGUCGCCCUCACCAAAGUGGUAUUUCUGUUGUUCUACCUCAGGAUCUUCCCGGGAAAGGAGGUGAGAAGGGUGCUAUGGGCAACAAUCUCGGUUUGUGUGUUGUUUGGGUUGGGAAGUGCGAUCGCUGGGGUUUUGCAGUGUAGUCCGGUGAGGUGGUGGUUUGAGGGGUGGGAUUACCGGGAGGGGACACCGGGGGGAGAUGCGACCUGGGAAGGAUGGGGAGGAGAAGGGGGAGGAAGGAGACCGGGGAGGUGCAUAAACAGGAAGGCUUUCCACGUCGCUGCGGCGGUGGUCAGUAUCACCAUCGACAUCUGGAUGUUGGCUAUUCCGCUGUGGUGUAUCAGGGGACUGAGGAUGGGAGUAUGGAAGAAGAUGGGGGUGGCGGGGAUGUUUGCAAUCGGGAUGCUGGUCACGAUCUUCAGUUGCAUCCGACUGCGUUAUCUGACUGUUUUCACGGAAUCUCCAAACCCGACGCAAGCACUAUUCGAUAUCGAUCGGUGGUCUACGCUCGAAGCGGCGUCUAGUAUCUUUUGCGCUUGUUUGCCGACGCUGAGGCAGAUGGUGGUUAGCGCUGUCAUCAUGGGAAGGAAGAGGUUUGGAAAGAGGAGCUCAUGCAGCGGUGGCGGUGGCAAGACUGGAAGUUCGAGUACGGUUGCUCUGGGGAUAAACUCACGAUCUUCUCGCUCAACAGAGGCUCCCAUCCAUUCGCUGCGUCUUCACUCGGACAGGUCCCAAGAGAAACUUCCCGACACAGAACAGCCCAUCCACGGCCCCUCCGAGGAAAUGACAGGAAACCAUGGUAUCCGCAGCGGCAACAGCAGCAUUAUGUACACGGUCGAAUACAGUGUCGAAGUUGACAAUAUCCCUGCCAGUGAUAUCACCCCUGAUUCUGGACGACUGAGCCCGCCACCGUAUACGUAUGGCAACGGCCCCGAAGAUCUUCCGGGAGUUAACGACGGCUGCGAAAAUUAUCGAGCGUGUGUCGUGUCGCGAGACUUGGGGAGGAUCGGUGGUGGAGGAGGAUCGUUGAGGAGGCAGAGUAGGAGUCCGAAGUUGAGGGUUGCGGUCUGA